AUGAAGGUCAAGGAAAUAGAGCGGCGGGUCCAUCGACGUCAUAAGACGACGGACAGGCGACGGCAAGGAUUGGAAGAACGCUUAAGGGGUCUAAGGUAUCCCAGCAAGUUAUUGGAGAAGGUGAACAUCGUAGAAAUACCUGGCAUAUUGGAAGUAAGGAAGCAAGUAUCCCGAGUGUUCCCCUUCAAUGAUGCCUGCCAGUGGUUCAUUGACCGCGCAGAUAUUAUAUUCCUUGUGUAUGAUCCUUCUAAACUCGACGUUGGUCCGGAAACAGAAGCAAUUCUAGAUCAGCUAAAAGGCAGGGAAUCUCAGACGCGUAUAGUCCUAAACAAAGCAGACAUUGUAAAACCCGAAGAGCUGAUGCGGGUACAGAGUGCAUUAAUUUGGAACAUUUCUCCCCUCAUGAGUUCACCACAGCCUCCGGUUAUGUACACUGUGUCACUCUGGUCUAUGCCCUUUGAAGUAUCCGCUCCUGUAAGGCUACUGCAGGCUCAAGAGCGCGAGCUCUUGCGUGAUCUGCGACAAGCGAUAGACAGGCGCAUUGAAAACAAAAUUGCCAGCGCUCGGCGGUUUGCUGUGCGUGUAAGGAACCACGCUAAAAUGGUGGACUGUUACCUAACCACCUACUACAACCACAAGACGAUCUUCGGCAACAGGAAGCUGAUUGCAGACGCCAUUAUUGAGAGUCCUCAGAAUUAUCACAUCUACGAGGGUCUCAGCACGCUUACUAACAUUUCUAGGUAUGACCUUCCCGACCCUGACACUUACAGAGACUUCUUCCGUCUGAACCCUCUGUAUGAGUUCCAGCAGCUAUCGGCCACUUGCACGUACUUCCGUGGCUGCCCCAUCACCAAGCUGGACGUGGCAAUCGCCUACGACCUUCCUGAGCUUGUCGGGAAAUACAAGAAGAUGGUCGAAACUGCCACCCCCCAAGGAAUGCCCAAGAGUUGAAACCUACGCAAUAAAACCCGCUUUUUUUUACAUAGGAUUGGAUGUUGGGCACAUUUUGCAUUUCUACUAAUCGGGCGAUAUAGUUUUUGGUUUGAAAUCGCAUUUUUUUAUCCAAUCGUUUAUAUUUAUUUGCUUAAAACUCGCUUGUUCAAACUCUUGAGGUGAAUGUGACGUGAUUUGUGAUUUACCUUUGAUUUCGUAGAUACCUUUGUAGUAUUUCCACCUUCCUAAUUAACACUGGCGGAACGUAUAUUUUAAUCUAGUCAUUUUGUUUAAGUUUGUUAGUGAAUAUUUAUUUAUUGUAAUAGCGCACUGUUGUUGAAAUCCAUUUAUUAUAGUGCGAUCUCUACCUGUCUUUGUUAGUAUAAGAUUUUAUUAAGAAAAAUAAAAAUAACUUGGAA
Pieris napi is the source of this 1352-nucleotide messenger RNA. RefSeq names its product sarcalumenin-like. The record is from RefSeq and is a predicted model, not a curated record. Lineage: Eukaryota; Metazoa; Arthropoda; Insecta; Lepidoptera; Pieridae. The transcript has 5 exons. Bases 1 to 951 code for a protein of 316 amino acids.